GAAUCAUCUCCUUGUGUCAUUCAUUCCUUUGCUUCCACCACUCCUCCUCCAUCAUCUGAUUCUCGAUCACCCCGCGAAGCAAUGCUCCCGACUUCUAUCUUCCUCGGUUGAAAGCUCAUUCCAAUGAUGUCGAGCCUCGUGCUGAGAUCCCCACUUCGAGUAGUCCGGUUUAACGACGGAUCUGUUAACGCCAGAACAGUGACGAACUUCCCCUGCGCACCGCCUCACACGCCUGGAGGAAAACCAUGACCAAGGGCUGCUAUACCUGUCGUCGCCGCCGUAUCGUGUGCGACAAUGGCCUACCCACUUGCCGCAAGUGUCGUGAUGCGGGGAAGGAAUGUUUGGGCUACCAGAAGCCCCUCGUCUGGGUCAAAGGAGGCGUUGCCAGCCGGGGUAAAAUGAUGGGUCGCAGCUACGAUGAUGUCGUGAAGACCACUUCCAAUCGCAGACGCGAGGCCGACUCCAACUCCUCGUCUCCUUCUUCAACGGACUCGCCUUGCCCGAUCGGCCCCGCACUUCCGCCAGACAUCAGCCGGUCUGAUCUGUCGCACGAAAUCAACGAUCUACCGGUAAUCAAUAUCGAAGCUCACGACCAUAGCCUGGCUUUACAGAGCGCGUUUCGCCCUCUCGACUACAUCCCCGCGCCCUGGGGCCUAGUGGAUCCGUUGUUCAAGGAUCUAGAUGGUCUGUCGAGACAAUACAUUGUCCAUUUCAAUGAGUACGCCACUGGCUGCCUGACUCUCUAUCCUCACGGCCAGAACCCGUACCGCGACUUAAUCCCUUUAGUCGGUGGCUCCUCUCUCCUCGCCCAUGUCCUUUCCGCCACGGGUGCUUUACACUACGCCAUUCUAGCUAACGAGGACUUCUCCCCCGGACCUUGGAACGCGGAGGGCGCAGCCACGGGAGCAUUGCUAUCGACCGAGGACCUAGAGGAAGCCGUGGUCGGGUCCCUGUCGCGCCGACCCGCGUCGAGAGUUUACGAGCAUUUUCUCGGAUUCAAACAGCGGGCGUUGCAGCAGCUCUCGCAAGACAUCCAGGAUCCCGUCAUGCGUCAUGACAACCGAACCCUAGCGGCGACCAUGCUAUUUGCGCUGAUGGAUGCAAUCGAGUCCGGCGACGGGGCGUGGAAAUACCACCUAGAAGGGGCCAAGAGACUGCUGAACGGCCGCGAACAAGGACACGACGACAACCGCGCAAAACCGCAAGGGCUCGUCUCCUGGCUAGACGACUUUGCCAUGGACGGCAUUCUCAUGAUCCAACUGAUGGGCUCCACGCUCGCGCGACCAGGCUCCCUGACGCGACCAUUCUACACCUCGAACAUGGGGCCCGCGGUGCUGGAGCGGCUCGAGAAGACCUCAUGGGUCGGCUGCCCAGGCUACCUCUUGGAAGUGAUCUUCCUGAUCCACGCCAGCCUAUACAUGGAGCACGACACGCACGACCACUCGCCAGAGUCCUCACCAUCACCAUCACCAUCAUCCCCAAGCCGCAACCUCCCAAGAAUGAUCUUCACCUCCCCACACCUCUCCGCCGACACCAACCCCUUACAAAACCCAGAAGCACUCCUCGCACACAUCCAAGCCUUCGACCCAACCGCCUGGGCCCAAUCAAUGCAAACCUUCCUCCACCUCCCCGACCUCUCAAUGCGCACGGCACUAGCAACAAUCUACCAAGCGGCCGUCUACCUCUACGCCAGCCGCGCGCUAUCCCGGCCGCGUCACAGCGCUCCCUCAACCUCCUCCUCCUCCUCUCCAAGAUCCCCGAAAACGAACUUCGGCCUCCCAUCCAACCACGCCACCAUCGCCAACCUACUCAUCCACCAGAUCGCCCUCAUCCCGAUCUCAGACCCGCACUUCAAAUGCCUGAUUUGGCCCACCUUCAUCGCCGGCGCCGAAUGCGCAGACCCCGCCCUCCGCCCGUUCCUGCUUGAGAAACUCCGUGUCCUGUACUAUGAUCUCACGAGCGUGAAUGUUCGCAAUGCGGCUUGGGUGUUGAGUUUGAUGUGGCGGAAGCGUGAUCAGAGGGUUGCGGAGCGGAGGCUGAGGCGGCAGCAACGGCAGCAGCAGCAGCACCACCACCACCAGCAGGGGAACAAAGAGUCAAGUGGCUGUGCACUUCUUCCAUCUCGCGCGGACCUUGGGAUUCACGAUGUAUAUACUGAUGACGCCCACGAUAAUGAUUCUUAUGAUGAUGAUGAUGUUGAUGAGGCCGAGGAGGAUGAGGAUGACGACGACGACGACGGGGAUUUCGAUUGGAUCCAAGAGCUGGAUGCCUCGCGGAUUGAUUGGUUGUUUAUUUAGUUUCUUCGCUGAGUACUUAUUACAGUACUACUGGGGCGUUGGACUGCGGAGGGAGGAAUCAGCGGACCUUGGAGUCGAGGCGGGAGUUUUGGGAUUGAUGAAUUAACGUUAUAGCGGAUACCUGGU
Messenger RNA from Aspergillus homomorphus CBS 101889, 2423 nucleotides. Its product is annotated as Zn(II)2Cys6 transcription factor. Bases 246 to 2297 code for a protein of 683 amino acids. The record is from RefSeq and is a predicted model, not a curated record. Gene Ontology annotation, molecular function: zinc ion binding; DNA-binding transcription factor activity, RNA polymerase II-specific. Lineage: Eukaryota; Fungi; Ascomycota; Eurotiomycetes; Eurotiales; Aspergillaceae. The transcript is spliced from 3 exons. Gene Ontology annotation, biological process: regulation of DNA-templated transcription.